Messenger RNA from Centruroides sculpturatus (bark scorpion), 1023 nucleotides. RefSeq names its product patched domain-containing protein 1-like. The transcript has a single exon. Bases 1 to 1023 code for a protein of 340 amino acids. The record is from RefSeq and is a predicted model, not a curated record. Lineage: Eukaryota; Metazoa; Arthropoda; Arachnida; Scorpiones; Buthidae. Gene Ontology annotation, cellular component: membrane.
AUGAAACGAUGGAAUGUGUGUCAAAUUCUAUCAAAGAAAUUCGAAGAAUUAGGGAAGACAAUAAGCACAGAAGUCACUUGGUUUAUAACUAUUCCGUUAAUAAUUACUGUCUUCUUAGCAACUGGAAUUCAAAGAUUAAACUUUGACUUUACUGAUGACUUAUAUAUACCUCGAGGUAGCGUUAUUAAUCGCUAUAAAUUACAAUUAGAAAACAUAUUUCCUAUGAAUUAUUCUGAUUUUGAUCCAAGCAGAUUAUUACAAGUUGGAAAUUACGUGUCUGUUAUAGUUCUAGCGGCAGACGGAAGAUCCAUAUUCAGACAAAACAUUUUUAACGAAAUAGUGCAGUUAGACGUGAAAAUUCAUAAUAUUAGCGUGUAUGUGGACGAAGAAAUGUGGCAUUAUCAAGAUCUGUGCUCCACCGAAUCAGGAAAGUGUUUAGAAAAUAAAAUAAUAUCAAUAGGCGAUCGAAUCAAACUCAUUGAAAACGGUACACUUUAUCCAAAAUAUCCUUCCGAGCAAAAUAAAACCAUCGAAAAUGCCUUAUCCUUGGGAGGCGUUAACGUUGACGAGAACUUGAAUAUUGUCUCUGCAAAAGCACUCAGAUUGAUCUAUUUCCUCUCCAAGAAAAAUAAACGCCACGCAUUAAUUACUAAAACAUGGGAAGAAAAGUUUAUUAAAAUAAUCGGAGAAGCAAAAUUCAAAAGUAUCAAAGUUGAACGAGAUGCAUCGAUCUCCAAAGAACAAUUGAAAAAAGAAAAUAUUUUCGUUGGCUUCAAACAUAUUUCUCCAGCUUCAAUUUUAAUUUGUAUUUUUACAAUAGUCACUUGCUCGUUUCCAGACUUACGUGAAAGCAAACCGUGGACGGGAAUAUUGUCAAUAAUAGCAACAGUAAUGAGCGUCGUUUCUGGAUUCGGCGCUUUAAUAUAUAUUGGAACUGCCAUGUCUACAAUUAUGAUAAUUGUACCCUUUUUAAUUUUGGGCAAGUACAUUAUAUUAAAGAAUAUUCUCUGCUGUAGAAAUUGA